AUGACCGAUAUAGCUUCUAAAUUAUCAGGAAUUAAACAUAUUAUACUCGUUUUAUCCGGAAAAGGUGGUGUAGGAAAAAGUUCAGUGACAACACAAUUGGCUUUAUGUUUGGUUCAAAAUGGUGGUCAUAAAGUUGGUAUUCUUGACAUUGAUCUUACAGGACCCAGUAUGCCACAUAUGUUAGGUUUAGAUGACAAACAGGUUCAUCAAGCUUCUAAUGGAUGGGUUCCUGUUUAUGCAGACGAAAAUCAAAAAUUAUGUUGCAUGUCAAUUGGAUUCUUAUUACAAAAUAAGAAUGAUUCUAUUGUUUGGCGUGGCCCAAAAAAAAAUGCCAUGAUCAAACAAUUUUUGUCAGAUGUGACUUGGGGUAAUUUGGAUUAUCUUAUUAUUGAUACACCACCUGGAACCUCUGAUGAACAUAUAUCAAUUGUUGAAUACUUAAAAGAUGUUAAUCCUGAUGGUGCAGUCAUAGUUACUACCCCGCAGCUUCCUAUAUUAGGCGUUAUUGAAAAUAUGAGUGGAUUUGUAUGUCCACAUUGUGAGGAAUGUACAAAUUUAUUUUCAACUGGUGGUGGUGAAUCUUUAGCUCAAGAAUUCGAUGUAGAAUUUUUGGGUCGAGUGCCUAUUGAUCCAAGUUUAACAUUAAUGGUUGAAAAUAGUUAUAAUGAUAAUAUUGAAAAUGGUUUGAUUAAAGAAUAUCCAAGUUCAAAUUUAUUUAAAGUUUUUAUUAAUAUUACUAAUAAAUUAGUUGAAAAAGUUACAAAUUAA
Entrophospora sp. SA101 is the source of this 768-nucleotide messenger RNA. NCBI's taxonomy places the organism in Eukaryota, Fungi, Glomeromycota, Glomeromycetes, Entrophosporales, Entrophosporaceae. The record is from the annotation of a GenBank genome assembly.